Molecule: messenger RNA, 1172 nt
Organism: Balaenoptera musculus (blue whale)
Lineage: Eukaryota; Metazoa; Chordata; Mammalia; Artiodactyla; Balaenopteridae
Gene: PROP1
Product: PROP paired-like homeobox 1
Exons: 4
Coding region: 376-1056 (226 amino acids)
Biological process (GO): regulation of transcription by RNA polymerase II; pituitary gland development
Cellular component (GO): transcription regulator complex
Molecular function (GO): RNA polymerase II cis-regulatory region sequence-specific DNA binding; DNA-binding transcription factor activity, RNA polymerase II-specific
Source: RefSeq, a predicted model, not a curated record
UAGUGUGGGAUUGCAAGCUGGGAAAGUAGGCAGCUGAGAGCAAAAGGAGAGGACAGCAUCCCAGAGAGAGAAGGGGCAGGGGGAGAAAAGUGGAGACUAAAACAGAGAAACAGGGUGAGGGCAAGGCAGAAUGAGAUGAUACUCAAGCAAAGGAAUGGGGAAUUAGAAAUAGAAAUAAAAGUUAGAAAAAAGGAGAGAGGGAAAAAGAUCUAUCUAUCUAUAUCUACACAGGGAGAGAGAUUCAGAGAGAGGUAUAAACAGGGGGAAAGCAGUGAAAUACAAGGCAUAGAGGGGAACAGAAACAGAGAAAGACUGAUCCAGAAUCAGAGACUCAGGGACACGAGACUGGGCUGUCUUUGGUCUUUGUUGUGAGCCAUGGAUGCAGAAGGGAAGAGUGAGCAGGGUAAACAAAAGAAGGGGCGAGUUUGCAGCAGUCUCUGGCCCGAGGGCUACGCAGCCGCUGGGACUUUGACCUCCACGGUGGACAUGAGCACUCAGCCCUACAGGAACCUCUCUGGUGUAGGAGUGGGGAGACCAAGUCUUUGCUCGCAAGGAGAACAGAGGGGUCGCCCACACUCCCGGCGCCGCCACCGCACCACCUUCAGUCCAGCGCAGUUGGAACAGCUGGAGUCAGCUUUUGCAAGGAACCAGUACCCUGACAUUUGGGCCCGAGAAGGCCUCGCCCAGGACACAGGCCUCAGCGAAGCCAGAAUCCAGGUCUGGUUCCAGAACCGCAGAGCUAAGCAGAGGAAGCAAGAGCGGUCACUGCUCCAGCCACUGGCCCAUCUGUCUCCUGCCACCUUCUCUGGUUUCUUGCCUGAGCGCCCUGCUUGUCCCUACUCCUACCCAACACCACCUCCCCCAAUGACCUGCUUCCCUCACCCCUACAACCAUGCCCUUCCCUCUCAGCCCUCCACUGGUGGUUCCUUUGCUCGACCCCACCAGUCUGAAGACUGGUACCCCACCCUGCACCCAACCCCUGCUGGUCAUCUGCCCUGCCCUCCACCCCCACCCAUGCUUCCCCUCAGCCUUGAGCCACCAAAGUCCUGGAACUAAAGUUAAACAAGUACUGAUAAGCUCCAGUCUUUCCUACUUCCAACAGGCUUUGUAAAUCUGAUCAUCAAAUAUUAGCUUUCCAGUGUUUUAUAAACAAUAAAUAAAUAAUACCUGAU